AUGUUGUUGGAAUAUUUAAAUACAAUAAAUUCUAAGAAAAUUAUUCUUGCUAGUCAAUCACUAAGAAGAAAGGAAAUUUUAGAACAAAUGGAAUUAAAAUUUGAAAUUCAUGUUAGUAACUUUGAAGAAAAUUUAGAUAAGAAAUUAUUUAAAGACCCAGUUGAUUAUGUCAAAGCAAAUGCAGAAGGAAAAGUAAUGGAUGUUGCUUCUAGAUAUCCAGAUGCUGAUUUGAUUAUUGGAUGUGAUACUAUUGUAUUAUUUAAUAAUGAGAUUAUUGAGAAACCAAAAAAUGCAGAAGAUGCCUCAAGAAUUCUUCAUAAAUUAAGUGGAAAUACUCAUGAAGUAAUUUCUGUGGUUUGCCUUGUUUAUCCAAAAAUUCAAAUCAAUGGAAAACCAUUAACUCAAGUUUUUGAUGAUCGUACUAAAGUAGAAUUUGGUCAUAUGACUGAUGCUUUUAUUAAUAAAUAUAUAGAAAGUGGUUAUUGUUAUGAUAAGGCUGGUGGUUAUGGUAUUCAAACUGGAUUUACUUUUAUUUCAAAAAUUGAUGGAUCUUAUUGGAAUGUUGUAGGAUUCCCUUCAUUUAAAUUCUGUGAACAUCUCAUUGAAGUUGUCAAAAAAUAUUGGACGGAAUAA
This is a messenger RNA of Entamoeba nuttalli P19, 633 nucleotides long. Its product is annotated as septum formation protein Maf protein. NCBI's taxonomy places the organism in Eukaryota, Evosea, Mastigamoebida, Endamoebidae. The record is from RefSeq and is a predicted model, not a curated record. Gene Ontology annotation, molecular function: nucleoside triphosphate diphosphatase activity. The coding region runs from base 1 to 633 and encodes 210 amino acids. The transcript has 2 exons.